This is a messenger RNA of Zonotrichia albicollis (white-throated sparrow), 319 nucleotides long. NCBI's taxonomy places the organism in Eukaryota, Metazoa, Chordata, Aves, Passeriformes, Passerellidae. The record is from RefSeq and is a predicted model, not a curated record.
ACUCCCAGGGGUGCCUCUGAGCGCUGCCAUGGCCGCGGGUGUCAUCCAGCCCCUGGCCGAGCUGCGGCUGCCCUCGCCCUUCCCGCACGGCCUGCUGCUGCCCACGCACCCUGAGCCCGACUUCCCCGACCUCUCCGAGGAGGAGGAGGAAGAAGAAGAAGAGGAGGAAGAAGAAGAGGAGGAAGAGGAGGAGGACGUGGAAGCAGUGGGGGAGAGCGUGAGGCCGGAGCUGGCCGGAGUCUCCAGCACUGCCGAGACCACGCUGCGUCUCCUCAAGUUCUCGGAGCUCAUCAGCUGCGACAUCCAGCGGCCCAGCUGA